GACGACGAGGGGGAAGAGAGAGAGAGAGAGAGGGAUGUGGGGAGAGAACUAGGGUUUAGGAAGGAUCGAGAGAGAGAGAGAGAGAGAGAGAGAGAGAGAGAGGGGAUUAGGGUUUACGAGGGAUCGAGAUGGGGGGACUCUGCUCGUGCCUCGACUCGUCGAAGGCGCAGAGGCUCGAGGAGGAUCGCCUCGAAUCGCAGGAGGCGCGCGCCAAAGCGGCUGAGGCCGCUCAGAAGAGGCAAGAGCAGUUUGAGAAGUCAGCGGCGGGAAGGGCAGCUCGAGCUCAGUUGGCGGCUGCCUCGAAGCAAUCGAAUGCAGCGAGCGCAGGAGAGCCAGUUCUUAAGUGGCAGAUGGGGUGAUCACUAGCUCAUGUUUGGGGAGCAUUUGUAUAUUUGCUGAAGAAAACUUGAAGUUGCUUGGAUGGGUACAAUAUUAUCAAUGCACAUCCUCAGCGAAAAAUAUUGUUAUCUGCCUCUCUAGUAUUUGGAUGUAUGAAUAAUGUAUAGUUUGUUUGCAUGGCUGUUUUCUUGUUUCUUUCCUUUUUUAAUGUGGGAGACACUCUUUGUUUUUGUUCGUCAGAGUGGUCAAAAGAAUCGGAGCAUGUGUUGUUGUUUUGUAAAUAUUAAGUUAUUGUGAUUGUAAUCCUUGAACUGUAAUAAAGCCAACUCUGUUUUUUGGCUUUUAUAUAAAUAUAGGCUAGUGUAUUUCACAUA
Ananas comosus (pineapple) is the source of this 713-nucleotide messenger RNA. RefSeq lists its product as uncharacterized. NCBI's taxonomy places the organism in Eukaryota, Viridiplantae, Streptophyta, Magnoliopsida, Poales, Bromeliaceae. The transcript is spliced from 4 exons. The coding region runs from base 129 to 359 and encodes 76 amino acids. The record is from RefSeq and is a predicted model, not a curated record.